This is a messenger RNA of Symbiodinium sp. CCMP2592, 1110 nucleotides long. NCBI's taxonomy places the organism in Eukaryota, Dinophyceae, Suessiales, Symbiodiniaceae. The record is from the annotation of a GenBank genome assembly.
AUGGCUUCAUCCUCAUAUCUUGCACCUCUGCGGCGCUUUUGUACCGCUUCAAGACUGAGGUCCCCAGUGCGAAGGGCUGUGCACACGGCGAUGCCAUCGCUGGACAUCUCCCCGUUCCUCUCAGGGGGCAGUGGGGCCGAAAAGCAGCGCUGUGCGCGAGAACUCGACCGAGCAUGUAGAAGCACAGGGUUCUUCUACCUGGACGGCCAUGGCGUUUCAGAGCACGAGGUCCAAAACCUGCACAGGCUAGCCAGGGAGUUCUUCGCCCUACCGAGCGCGGCCAAGGAAGCUAUUGCUCUUUGUUCAGACGAAGACUUUGCAAGAGGAUAUCAGAAGCUGGGCAUGAAUGUGACCAAGAACGAGAAGGAUUGGCAGGAAGCCAUUGACUUCUUUGCGGAGGCCCGUACCGGCAGCGUCAAUUUGAGCUCAAUGUCGUCGCUGCAAGGUAUUGACGCAAAAGAGCGGGAAAGAGUACAACAGUUCGUUGAAGGACGGAACCGGUGGCCAGAAGAGCCAGCCGACUUCAAGCGCGUGGCAGAGGCCUACUUUGCAAAGAUGGCAACAGUGGGAUCGGCCUUGACCAGAGCUAUGGCCACUGCUUUCGGGUUGCCUGAGAACCACUUCGAUCCAAUGAUGAAUGAAAGCUUCUGGGGAGCUCGUAUCAUUGGCUACCCUGCUCUGCCGGUUGAUGCACCCGGCCUCUCUUGUGGAGAGCACACAGACUACGGCUGCUGGAUCAUUUUGGCACAGGACGAAACGCAGGGGGCCCUUGAGGCGAAGCUACCUUGUGGCAGGUGGGAGGCAAUUCCGCCAGUGCCUGGAAAGCUGGUUGUCAACCUGGGUGACAUGCUCAGUGUUUGGACUCGGGGCCACUGGGUGGCCACAGAGCAUCGAGUGCGACACACGUCGGCGAACUUCAGGACAUCCGUCGUGUAUUUCCACGAGCCCAAUUUCGAUGCUGUCAUUCGUCCCCUGGACCUUUCGACCGUUCCGCGGCCGGACGUGGAGCCGGGGUCUCCUGCCCUGGCGCGAGGCCUGGCAGGUGAGUCCUGCGUCUAUGGAGAACACCUUUUCGCCCGCGUCUCUCAGAACUAUGACUUCUCCGUUUAA